GCUCUCAUGGGCAACACAUUGGUCUCUCCCUGCUUCGCAUCAACCACUCACCCCACCACCACUACCACCCCCGCCGGCGCCACAAAGCUCGUCUUUUGGGGUGGAACCACCACCAUCACCACCACAAAGCUACUUGCCGGAGAACUAUUGUUUCAGUUCCCUGACAGUUUAAUAUGUCACGCUAACUCCUUCUUCAUCGGCCAACCCGUCCCCGCGCUAACUAUAGAAGAAGAGCUGAUUUCCGGCGAAACUUACUUCGUUCUCCCCGCCGACCACCUUCCCUGUGGCUUGCUCACCGCCGCUUCACUUGCUCUGCUUUGCUCCACCAAAGGCCGUCAGCCGGGUUUUGUUCAUGGAAAGUGCCCGUUUGAGUGCGUAAAGGGGAGCGAUGGGAAGGCACAUAUAAGGGUGCUGCCGGAGUUUAUUGAAGGGAUGAUAAGUGGCGGCUGCGAUGGUGGUGGCAGUGUCGGUGGCUCUGACGUCGGAGACGGCGACGAGGUUUGUGACGUGAUAUGUAGUACGCCGGAGUUGAGGAAGCAGUAUGAGCAGUUGGUGGGGUCGAAGAGCCGACCGUGGUCGCCGCGGUUGGAGACGAUAAUUGAGAGUAAUUUUAAGGUGAAGAUGUCUCCCUGUAGGUUCUUGAGCUGUGAUAGGGUCUAGGUUAUCGGUGAUUAUUUAGAAUAUUCUCUGAUUAUUUACAUGGGUCG
This is a messenger RNA of Phalaenopsis equestris, 707 nucleotides long. RefSeq lists its product as uncharacterized. NCBI's taxonomy places the organism in Eukaryota, Viridiplantae, Streptophyta, Magnoliopsida, Asparagales, Orchidaceae. Bases 7 to 660 code for a protein of 217 amino acids. The record is from RefSeq and is a predicted model, not a curated record. The transcript has a single exon.